AUGUAUUCAGGUGCAGGUGCAGAUGCAACCAAAUCCGCAAGGGCAACUGAAUUUACCAUCGCAAAUAAUAAAAACACCCACCCGACUUUACCUCAACUGUUUGAGCACCCAGUACCUUCAUUAUCUCGU
Messenger RNA from Paraglomus brasilianum, 129 nucleotides. The record is from the annotation of a GenBank genome assembly. Lineage: Eukaryota; Fungi; Glomeromycota; Glomeromycetes; Paraglomerales; Paraglomeraceae.